AUGGCAGUCGUUACCAGUAGAAAAACUAAGCCACAGAAAUCUUUGCUACCAGCAAAUACGUCAACUGCUUACACCCGAAAUCAAGCUGUGGACGGACGACUACCUGACUUUGUAGAGGUCGAUAAUCGCCAUCUUGGAACUGGCCUGUUUGCAUCGUUCGCACCCUUCAACGAUGUCUUGGACAUCAUAUUACUCAAGUACUUUGGCUUUACUGGCGACACAUUCAAGUUCCAUGAAGGCUUACCGUUUGGAAGGGUACCUGUAGUCGGCAAGUUUGAUUUGAGUCUAGCUUUUUUGGAAAAAUUUGGGGCUGCUGCGAGUAUCACCUACGUCCUUGUGAUGAUGGGUGGACAGGAGAUCAUGAGAGGAUUCAAGCCCUUCACACUUAAAUAUCCUAUAUUUCUACACAAUGCAAUCAUGUCUGUCGCAUCGGCCAUUCUAUUCAUGUUGAUAUUGGAACCGCUAGUUCCAAUGAUUUACGAGCAUGGUCCCAACUAUGCUAUUUGUAGCAUUAAGGCAGUGACUCCUCGUUUAAUGAUGCUCUACUACUUUAACUUCCUAUUCAAGAUUUGGGAAUUCAUAGACACGGGCUUUAUGGUUUUGAGAAAGCGACCUUUAGAAUUCUUGCACGUCUAUCACCACAGUGCUACGGCUGGACUCGCGUACCUUUUCUUGACAACGACUCAAUCAGCUAUAUGGUUUCCUAUUCUACUGAACUUGGCUGUCCACGUCUUGAUGUAUUACGUGAUACUAUGCCGUAUCAACCAUCUCAAAACGCAGAAUUUGGUGGAAGAAGCACUUGACCAGUAUGCAAAUAUCCCAAUUCGUCCUCGAUCUUGGCUGAAAACUGAGUAUGGGCUCAGAACUGUGGAAAAUUGCCAUUCGUCGGAUCCACACAUUCAGGCCGUCGUCACCGGCAUCAUCAUUUCGAGUUACCUUGCAUUGUUCUUGGACUUUUACUUCCGGUCGUACACUCAAGCUGCUGCUGCAAAGAAGAAUGCCAUAAAGACCAAUGGCAAAGCUCAUCAUACCAAUGGCCACAGCAACGGCAAUGGCGUUUAUAACAAGGAAGAGUAA
Messenger RNA from Synchytrium microbalum, 1077 nucleotides. It is a transcript of the gene SMI560, whose product is annotated as very-long-chain 3-oxoacyl-CoA synthase. The transcript is spliced from 12 exons. Gene Ontology annotation, molecular function: fatty acid elongase activity. The coding region runs from base 1 to 1077 and encodes 358 amino acids. Lineage: Eukaryota; Fungi; Chytridiomycota; Chytridiomycetes; Synchytriales; Synchytriaceae. Gene Ontology annotation, biological process: fatty acid elongation, saturated fatty acid; very long-chain fatty acid biosynthetic process; fatty acid elongation, monounsaturated fatty acid. Gene Ontology annotation, cellular component: endoplasmic reticulum membrane. The record is from RefSeq and is a predicted model, not a curated record.